Schizosaccharomyces japonicus yFS275 is the source of this 1311-nucleotide messenger RNA. RefSeq lists its product as hypothetical. Bases 584 to 1216 code for a protein of 210 amino acids. The transcript is spliced from 2 exons. NCBI's taxonomy places the organism in Eukaryota, Fungi, Ascomycota, Schizosaccharomycetes, Schizosaccharomycetales, Schizosaccharomycetaceae. The record is from RefSeq and is a predicted model, not a curated record.
GAGUAAUUAGUAAGAACGUCUUUUACACCAUACCGCGUGCUUACCUCAUGAGUGAUUUCUCUUUGUUUGCUAUAAUAUUUGAUAUCCUUUCGAGUUUGUUUAAAACCAUUUCAAUUACUUCACGGCUAUAGGUGUAUAGCACAUCUUCAUCAUAAAUUUGAAUAUUAGACUCUCAAUCAGAGAGUUUGUGCAUUGGGUCUUAUGAAACCUACCAUUUAUUUUGAUGGCUUCCAUUUUUCUGGGAUAGUAUUUUAUUUUACGAAUGUUUGCACAGUUUAAGAACCGAUUUAACUAUCGAGUAUUAGUAAAUCCACUUAGUCCAGACAUUUACACCAAUUGGAUUGCAAACGGGAUUACCGCCAUAUCGUCUAUUCCUAAAGAAAACAUCGAUGUACUGGUCUUAGCUUCGGCUUGGCAUCGAACGAAUGAGAAAUUUGUUACACAUUUACCGGCUCUGAAUAGAGGAGCAAUUGUUCUGUUUGUUGACCAGCCGUUUCCCGUUAUUGAACAAGCUCAGCGAAAUCUUUUGGGCAGUAAGUUUUACGGAAAGGUAAAUCUGUGCGAGUUUUCGCGCUCAAAUAGUAUGUUCCGGACACGAACAGGCGAUAGUCUAUUCACGUUUACUCCGACCUCUUAUUUGCGAAGGCCUGUCACAGAAAGGAAUAAUGGUAUCACGGUUCCAAGUCGUCCUGCUAUGGCUUUCUUUGAAGCGGUACUCAAAACAAAAUUCUUAGCCGUGAACAUAAUUUCCCAUGAUGCUUUUCUUUUAAACAACUUAACUAACAUUUGUGUUUAUCCAGCAAUGUUAGCUACAUCUGUUGUCUUUCAAGAUUUGCCUACUAUUGCAACAUCUGAAGCGCCACCUAAAUAUAUGGUUCUGCAAUUACUAAAGGAAUUUGCUUCGGCCAUCAACAGUAUUCCCAUUCAAAAUUGCUUUUUGCAGCAACAACUUUCAUUCGAAAAAAUGAAGAGACGUACCUUCAGCCUUUUGCAAACGUAUUCGGCCUUCUUAAAGGAUUAUAAAAACCCUUUUAAUCGCUCCAGCUUUCUUACUAGUUUAAUAUUCCUGUACAAUUACCUACUAACAAUGGGAAACGCAUCUGGGCUUGAAAUGGAAAUAACAAAUUUAGUAUACACUCGCUUAAAAGGUUUAUUGAAUGCAGAUGUACUAGAUGAUGUUUUGGUUAAUGAAGAUAUGCUAACUAAACGGGAAUGAUUCAUGACAGUUGCUGCAUUAAGAUGCUUCGAAAGCCGAAGUGAUAAAUGUAUUAAGGUCUGUUUUUCCGAAUUUAAUGUACUGUAUGAUUGUUA